Messenger RNA from Gloeophyllum trabeum ATCC 11539, 804 nucleotides. RefSeq lists its product as uncharacterized. The record is from RefSeq and is a predicted model, not a curated record. The transcript is spliced from 4 exons. Lineage: Eukaryota; Fungi; Basidiomycota; Agaricomycetes; Gloeophyllales; Gloeophyllaceae. Bases 1 to 804 code for a protein of 267 amino acids.
AUGACCCUGCUGAUUCUCUCAAGCUCUCCUUUUGCUCCCGGCAGAGGUGCCGCUACAACACCCGUUUUCCAGCCUCCUUCGACUAGCCCGCUCAUCACCUUGACAUCUAGACAUGACAUACAAGGCUCCGCCAUUCAGCGCAUACGUUCCUUCGAUACGUACCCGUCUGGAUGGGAAGAUGAGUCUCGGGACCUGGACAUCCGAAUGAAUGGAAGUGAUGCUCACCGACGCCAGGCGUCGUCUCGUGUAACUUUGUUCGCUUCAUUCCGGAUCGAGAUGGCCAGCUUUGUAGAUUUUCCGAAUGUAAGCACCAGGACUUCUAAGGGUGGCGAACGACCCGGCGAGCCAAUGCACAAAAUCACGUCUCCCCGUACGGUCACCGGCAUUGCCCUGGAUACGGAGGCCGUAACACAGUCGCACAAUACGCGGAACUCGCGGAGCAAGUCCAUCGAUACGCAUUCCUGCUCGGCGGCGUUAAUAAGCGGAUACGUCGAACGCUGUCAUCGUUGCGAACAGCAAGAGCGCAAUAAUCGCGGGAUCCUGACCGGCUCGCGCGACCAGAUCGAGGUAUGUAUCUCACUGAGAGAGCGAGGCGGCAACAGAGAUGCGCAGGAUCGGUGGUGCGGAACGGGCUGGGGUGCGCCGACAGACGGGACAAUCCAACCCGUCGUGCCAGGCUCCGCACUCCUUGUGAAGACGAGAGAAGAGCCACUUCGCGGUGCUGUCGGCACAGAAGUUAUGCCCGAAUCCGCAACUGGAUGGUUUAUUGAACAGGGACAGGCCCUAAGAAGGAUGCCAGUAUGA